Molecule: messenger RNA, 1430 nt
Organism: Acanthopagrus latus (yellowfin seabream)
Lineage: Eukaryota; Metazoa; Chordata; Actinopteri; Spariformes; Sparidae
Product: asialoglycoprotein receptor 1-like
Exons: 7
Coding region: 130-1017 (295 amino acids)
Source: RefSeq, a predicted model, not a curated record
UGUUGAAAAAACAACAGCAGAAACAGAAGUACAGUAAAGACCUUCACAGUGAAUCAGAUGUGCUCUAAACAUCAGUUGGGACUCUGACAUUUACCUUGAAGUCCUCAAUUUAGGACCGCAGCGUUCAAGAUGAACAGAAAACCAACCGCACCGACUGAGGAAAUUGAGGAAGAAGAUGGUUAUGUUAACUCAACAGUAUGUUCAGUGAAUAAAACAGCAGCCACUCCAGACCAGAAGUUUGGCUCCUUCAUUCGGUCUUCUUCACCAGUGGCAGGGUGUUGGGUGAUACUGAUCGUUAUCAUGGCCCUUCGUAUCUACUUUACUUCGGUCAUUUCUGCAGAAACAACUCAGAGGAACAACCAGUUAAACGAAAACCUAACGACUCUCCUGGAGAUCAAUCUCAACCUGACAAACAUCAACCACCAGCUGAACGCAACCGUCAAAAAUCUGAUGGUCCAGUUUGACAAACUGAAUAAAUCCUGUGCUGCCUUAACGACAAACAAGAUGACUGAGAAGGUGCAAGACAUGGAGAGUGAGUUCAACGUCAGUCGAGCUCAGUGGAGCAUUGAUCAGUACUGCCCCCUAAAAAGAGACGUCAGAGUCCAGUGUUACCCUUGUCAGGUGGGCUGGUCUCAGGAGAAGUCCAGCUGCUACACAGCCAGUUUGUCUUUGCCUGAUUAUCAGAAAACCUGGGAUGAAGCUCAAGCAGACUGCAAAGAAAAGAUUUCAAACCUGGCUGUCAUUAAUAAUGACAGGGAAAAGGAGUACAUUGUUAAAAUGGGUUGGAACAACAAAGAGAUCAAUGGAUACUGGAUUGGCCUGAGAGUUGUAGAUGGGAAGUGGACGUGGGUCGACGGAAGUGAUCUGACUGACAUCUCCUGGAUACAACCAGCGACUCCUACUGAAGGUCACUGUGCCAUUUCUGUCCAGAACCAAGGACUGAAAUCGGUGAGCUGCGGUGACAGGUACGCCUGGAUCUGUGAAAAGAAGGCUUUGUCUAUUGCACCAGUGAUGUAAAACUUGAGAUGGUUUCCAGUUACUAAAGAUGAGCUACAUGUAAGAGAAUAUCAGCUGGUUUGUACGUAUCAAACGUGUGCACGUGCUCCAUGUGUGAAUGUCUUUCUUCUGCUUUACUGUGUUGCGAUAUAUUGAUGAAUGGGACCAAAAACCCCACAAAUGUAGUUGUUAAUAAUAAUGAUUAAUAAUAACAGAAAUUCUUACUGCUUACUGGCCAACAGGGGGGCGUCGUGUAACUCUUUCUCAGCAGACUGACUCCAGAGCUGUUUUCUCAUGCAUUUAUAUUCUAAUGGAAAAAUAAUUCAUGUGCAAAGGCGAGAGUGAAGUGAAAUCUGUGCAUCUAGAAGCACAUUUUCUGAUUCUCUGUUAUGAUGAAUAAAAAAAGCUGCCACACAUUCCUGUUUCUUAUGUAU